Molecule: messenger RNA, 10301 nt
Organism: Amphiprion ocellaris (clown anemonefish)
Lineage: Eukaryota; Metazoa; Chordata; Actinopteri; Pomacentridae
Product: phosphatidylinositol 3-kinase regulatory subunit gamma-like
Exons: 12
Coding region: 1075-2724 (549 amino acids)
Biological process (GO): phosphatidylinositol phosphate biosynthetic process; insulin receptor signaling pathway
Cellular component (GO): phosphatidylinositol 3-kinase complex
Molecular function (GO): 1-phosphatidylinositol-3-kinase regulator activity
Source: RefSeq, a predicted model, not a curated record
GCUUCUGUCCCUCCACUGUGCAUCCACACUGUGCUGCUCUCAAACUGUAAAAAAGAGUUACGGUGUGAAGAGUAGUGCUGCUCUUUUACUUUUGUCUUUCCUUUACCUGCAUAAGCUCUACAAUCUAGAAAAUAUUGAUAGCAUUUUUCAUAUUAUCAUACAUUUUUAUAGCCUUUUUUUAAAAUUAUACCCCACAGAUCAUUGGAGUUUUUCCUGUGCACUGCACGUGAAAGUAAACACAUUGGAAAACGUCUUGGAAAAAGCUUGAUUUUCAAGAGGACAUGAGCUGUAUUGGUGAAGAGGAAAAACCCAGAGGAAUGGCAACGUGGGGACGGACUCAGAGGGGGGCACUCAGAGGGGAUGGACAACAACCCAGUGGAGAAGAUCUUUAAAGAUGGAUGACUCGGGAGGAGAGGCUGUACGGGAUAGGAGGACUGGGGGGUGGAGGGAGACAGAAUGGCGUGAGGACCGAGGCCGGUGGUUGGUUUGAUCUGAGCCACGUGUGCGUCCAGCCACGUCUCUUCGCCGCCUCAUGGAUGUCGACGAAAUGCUGGCAUCCCAUGCCGCCCGGUCCGUUCUGUUUUGGCCCAGAUGUCCUGAGAUGAGGUGAUGCACAGGAUCUUGAAGAAGAAAACAGGCAACUGUGCUUCAGUCUGUCACUCAACAACAGGUUUACAGCUCAACAACUAUUGUCAAAGUGUGUGAACAAGGCAGUCGGAUGCUCAAACUAUGACUGUUCUGCGUGGCUCCCAGGUAUGAAUUUCUUUAAGCAAAUGACUUUGAAGCAGAGCAACGGUUGAAUAAAUGAGUAUAAAAGAGUGAAAAAACAGGAUCUACUGGAAAUGCCAUCGCUCUGCUGCAUUAUGCAUUUAAAACAGGAGUCUUGGCUGAGUAACAUGUUCUACCUCCAUAACACUGGGCAGUCAUGAACUCUGCACAGCCACCCUCUCUAUCCUCAGCCAUGAGUGUAACUGUAAGCUGAUAGUAUGUGAUCAACUGCACUGUGGCACCAUCAUCUUGCCGCUUGACCUUCUCAACAAAACCUAGCUGGAGCAUUCAGUCAGUGCUGUGAAAAUGGCAGCGGAGAGUUUUCAGCUUUGGACAGAGGACAACGAGCUACAGCCAGCUGAUUUGCCAAUGUCACUGCUAGCAUCCCUCCAUCUCAGGGAUGAGGCUGUGGUCAUCAAUGAGAACACCAACCACAUGGGGGAUAAUCCUGAGCCCCAUCCUGUCUUUCCCGUGAUGAUGUCAUCACUGCUUAACCAGUCACGACAGCAAGCAGACAUAUCCAUGAGCAGUAGGCCUGAGCCUCCACCAGCAGAUCAAGAGUUCUUUGAGACUGAGAUGAGCCAAAACGACAGCGAGGCACAGUCUCCCACCCCGACAUCGUUCCUGCAGGAUCUUCAAUCCUAUGCUGAUCACAAUGAUGCAUUUCCUGCGCUGAGAACCAAUGUCACCAAGGAAGGAGAACUUCAACCAGAGAACAAUAUAACCAAAGCUAUGGCAGCAUGUGAGUCCAGCACUGACAACCACCAGCUGUCUGAAGCAGAGUGGUACUGGGGCAACAUCUCAAGAGAGGAAGUAAAUGAGAUGAUGAGGAACACUCCUGAUGGCACAUUCCUUGUCCGAGAUGCUUCCAGUAGGAUAAAGGGGGAAUAUACUCUGACACUAAGAAAAGAUGGCUACAACAGACUCAUAAAAAUCGACCAUCAUGGGGGGAAGUAUGGCUUUUCAGAGCCACUGGCCUUUCCCUCUGUGGUGGACCUGAUCCAGUAUUACCAGAAGAAGUCACUAGCACAGUACAAUUCUAAACUGGAUACACGGUUACUCUAUCCAAUAUCCAGAUACCAGCAGCAGCAGAUUUUGAUGGAAGUUGACAUUGAUACAGCUGGAGAACAACUGAGGAUAUUUCAUGAUCAAUACAAAGAGAAGAGCAAAGAGUAUGACCGUCUGUUUGAGGAGUUAAAUCAAACCUCCCAGGAACUGCAGAGCAAGCGAACGGCCAUUGAGGCUUUUGGUGAAAUCAUUCGGAUUUUCGAGGAGGAGUGUGAAACCCAAGAACGCUACAGCAAAGAAUACAUUGACAUGUUCCUCACAUUGGACAGCAAUACAGAGACUGACAAGAUUCAAAGUAACUCAGAUGAACUGCAGUCGAGGGUGGAAGAGAUCCACAACAGCAAGAAGAAGUUAGAAGAAGAGCUGAGAAACAAGGCGAUGGCUCACAUGGAGGUCGACAGGAAAAUUAACAGCCUGAAGCCUGACCUUGUGCAGCUCAGAAAGAUCAGAGAUCAAUACCUGCUCUGGCUCACGCAGCAAGGCACUAGGCAGAGCCAGAUUAACGACUGGCUGGGUAUUAGGAACGAAGAAGAAGACCCCUACACUCUAGCAGAUGAUAUCCACCAGGAGGAGAGGAGCUGGUAUGUUGGAGGCAUGAGACGAAAAGAGGCGGAGGAGCUGCUGAGAGGGCGGAGGGAUGGGACUUUUUUAAUCAGAGACAGUCAGACUCAGAGUGGCUCUUUUGCCUGCUCUGUUGUUGUGGACGGGGAUGUGAAACACUGUGUGAUCUACAGGACGUCCACAGGAUAUGGCUUUGCUGAGCCCUACAACCUGUAUUCAUCACUGAGAGAGCUUGUGCUCCAUUAUCGACAUACAUCUCUGAUCCAACACAACCAGCAGCUGAAUGUAACCCUGGCCUGGCCUGCUCUCAGCCAGCAGUCCAGCUGAGACACACCAGCAUACCACCCUGAUGGCACUUUCCCAAAGCUUUACAGUAUUAGCACUGAAGACACACCCAAAUGGACACCGUUUCCAGGCUCAGAGUACCGGUUAGUGUUGUCACCAUAUAAGAACUCCCACCAACAGAUUAACUGCUAAAAUUUGGAUAAUGAAUAAUCCAACACUGCUAUGAUGUGACAACAAACAAAAAGCAUUACUGAACAACAGUCACAGUUAUUUAACAGAUUUUAGGGACUUUAUCCACAUCACUGUUAGGUUGAUUACAUUUCUGCCUUUUGUCACCUUUGUUCAUUACAGUGGUUGUAUAUAUGGGUCCUGGCACCAGCUUGUGAACUAGUUUGGGAAAUAGAGGGUUAUUUAAUGCUGUUGUCAUUGCAACGGCACUGACCAAUCAGUAGUAUAUUAAUCUGCUGUCAAAAGCCAAGCUGGAGCUCUGUUCUAAUCUUAUUUCUUGUUUUAAACCCAUUAUUCCUAUUGUGAAAAAUCCCAUUAACUUUCCAUCUGCAUAUAAUGCUUACAAAACACAAUUUGGAUUAAGUACUUAUCUUUUACAAAAUUCAGUAGUGAAUUUAAACUUCUGCAGCAGAAUAAGGUAGAGCUGAAAUUUUUUGCUCCAUGACUACAUUAGUAUUGACAAGUUUACAAAAACUUGUUGCCAAAAUCUGAUACAGUGGAACGGUUUGUAACAAGGACAUCAGGUUUACAUAGAGUGUUUGUAUUUCAGAAUACUCUUUUCAGAGUACAGAAUGCAAACCAUUCAUAACAAGAACAAUCAAAGCACACAGAUAUAAUUUGGCUACUUGUUUUUCAUGUAUGAUAAGAAGAGUAUAAUUAGCUGGUGGAGAAAUGCUGAUUUACAUUAUCCACUAUUCCAGACAUCAAAUAUUCCUGUGCAAUUCUUUAUAUUUUUUCCCGAAAGGCAAGCACAAUAAAUUAUUAGAAGAGCCUUGAUAUUUUUAAGCUUUGAACAAUAUCAAGCCCUCUUCUCUAUAUUUGGCCACGGAUGGCUCAUACUGCAUCUUAUACACUUCUAAAAUAUUUUUUUCCAGUGACCCAUUACAAACUAGUACAUUGUCCUCCAGAUUCACCUUUUAAACUUUAAAAGAGUGAAUUUGUUGCAUCCCUCCAAAGUAUGUAUAUUCUAUAUAAUCAAAUCGUUAUAAUCGGUGCAGUAGCAUUGUUUAAGGUGCUUCUGGGAAACUGAGCUCAGGAUGGGACACUACCCUGCACAUGUGCAUUAUGGGUACUGUAGAAACUGAGGAGACACACAAGCACUUUAUCCAAAACAAGACAACAUAAAUACACAGAGAUAUAGGGUUGGGUUCCCAUAGGUAGUUUCCAUUUUGAAUCCUGUUCCUGGUUGGCAAAAUAUCUAGUUUCAUUUAUAUCCGAUGCUAGCAAAUCUCUUAUUGAAACUUUAAUCUCUCCUUGUUAUUUUUUGUUAAUGAAGACAGUUGUUGAACCCAUACAAGUAACAUGAGCAGCUUUGCAUUCAUUGCCAGGACUGACUGUCGCUUUCCCCAGUUAAAACAGCAAAUGUCAUUAGCGCUAUAUUAUAAUGAAGACUCUGCUCUGAAGAAAUGAUCAGCCAUGUUAUACAGCAGACGUUUUCUGUCUUUUCAGAAAAUAGGAGAGCUUUCUGCCCAGUCUUAUGUGGAACAAAUCAGUAUUGUCUCCUCCAUCAUUUUGAUCUAGUAGUUUGUAUAAAAUUCCUUUGAUUAAGUCAGUAUGCUGCAGCUGUUAUUUCAGUGUGUUACAACAAUCAACAAGCCACAUUUCAUAUCAUCUGCUGCUCGUCUCAUUUUUAGGUCACACCUUGUGUGAACAUUAGCAAGCUUAACUACUGCUAAUGUUGAAUAACUUUGUAGCUAUGGCUAAAAACUUUACGUUUCUAGAUUCUUGCCAAUUAACAGGAGAUCACAGAUCUAAACUAAUUUUUGGUUGCAGUUAUUCAUAAGUUCACCAACUGCAAAUGAUGAAAGCUAAACGUAAUGAGCAUAUAUAUGGGACUUGAAAGGGUUUGGACCUGAUAAGUAUAAUAAUAAGAUACUGGAUUCAAAUGUGAUUGUUAUUGUAUCCCAACCCUACAAAGACAGCGAGAACACAGCUUGAGAUUUGUGAGAAUGUAUGCUAUCACCGAUCUCACAGAUACUGCUGUUUCGAAAUAAGUAUGAAGUUUUUAUUUUGAUGACUACAAAUAGAAAAGUUAUUUUCUUACUGACAUUACAAAUUAGACAACACACAAAGUAGACAUGAGGUGAAGGAAGCUAUGACAGUAUUUCUGUUUGUUUAAUAUAUGCAAAUCUUGGAGUAUCUACCUAAAGCUAGUUAUUCAAGUAAAUGCAAGUUAUCAAUCUGGUUCACAUCAUUAACUGAUUAGGUUAAUUUCUUGAUUUUGUUUGUGAGGAUUAGCGAGGUUGGAGACACUGAUCUGAGACCUUUGUUAAGUCUGGAGCUUGAUAUGAUGUGAUAUUACAGACUUACACUGUAUGUCUCUAGUUUUGUAGGAAACUGCUGAAUAGUGCCUUUAAGUACUUUGUUUCAGCCAUAAUGAGCUGAACAGGUUGUGUCUAGUUGAAUACAGGGUUACAAAAGCGCAAGUACCCACCGGGAGAGCAAUACUAGAAAAACAAAUUGCUUCCAGGACAUUAUAUUUUAUUAUUUUUACCAAAAUUUGUAAAAAAAAUCCCCUUUUCCCGCAGCAGUUGCCACACUGAAUUUACAUCACACUUGGCAUGAAAAAUUGUCAAUAUAUCAAUUUUAUGAUAAACAAUGAUUACAAAAACAAAGGCUCAUAAUUUUGAAGGACUUGAACUUAAACAAUAACUCACUAUUAACCACAUCCCUGAUGUGCACAGUAAAAAACUGGAAAACUAAAGACAGGCUAAAAGUCUGAGUAACAAUUUUAUGGAUUCAAAAAGAGUUACGGAAUAGGGAUGUCAUAAGAACGGAUACUGUGGUACCAAGUCGAUGCCAAAACUCUGAAAAUGUGAUGGGAUCUGUUUUGUUAUGCUGUAGGCGCUGAAGAUACUAGACAAUGCUGGUACAGCAAUAUAACUGCUGAGACUUGUGGGAAAAUGUAGUAGAAAUGCUCCACACACAACCUUCAUUGAGGCUAAAGAUAACUCACAAAAUGAGCAAGGUUUUGCUCACUGACACCCGCUACCAUUCAGUCUGUCACUGAACCACUGUGCAUUUAUAUGUUAGAAGUGUGUUGGCAGUUGCUUUGUUAUUGUAUUUCUUUAAAUCAUUUAGAAAGACAUUAUUGAUAUUACACAAAGAUUUUUUGGCAUCAAAUUUGGCAUCAAGAAUCAUGAUGAUGCAUUGGCAUUUGUUCUGACUUAAAAAUUUCUGAUAUUGUGACAUCCCUUUUGCAGACCUACUGUUACUUUAAAACGUGAAGGCUUAUGAUUGAAUGAACAGCAGUAAAACCAUUUUCAUUACUACUUUAUAAUUUUGCAGCCAUGUUAGUUAGCUAUUAUUCCAGCUGUGAUGGACCAAAUAGAAUAUAUAACCAUAAAAUGUGACAAAAUCAUAGAAAUUGGAUUUUUGAAAAUGUUGGUACACAUCAGCACAAGAGAUGAUUUACUUUUUUUUUUUAACUCCUUCAGUGUGACAUAUAUUCAUAUGGUGAUGGUGAAAACUGUUUACAUUUCAGACCUAUCCAGGGUCAGAGGGAUCUGGAUAGGCGACAGGUUUGCGACCCAGGGACUGCUUUGAUUGUGCAAUUUCUGAGUGGAGAUGAAGUGGUGCUUGUGGAUUACACUGAAUUAUUCAAUCUAUUUUUAUAGAGAAAAUACAGUAGUCAUUAAUUAUAGCAUUGCCAGUUUGGACUGCCCAUUAAUUAAGACAUAAUUACUUAAGACAUAAAGGAGUAGUUUGUUACAUUUUGAGACCGAUUUGAUUAUAGAUAUUUUACCCGUAUCUACUUUUUCCUGUUUCAUUGCUUACCUUAAAUGCACUUGUCUCUUAAAGAUCAUGUUUUACUGUCACUGCAUACAUACACUUGAAAGUGUCAAUUUUGUCAGACUAUUUAUUAUCGUGAAAGAAGUUGCACAAAUUAUGCCAGAUUCCUGCUCUGUGGCAGUAACAAGUUGUAAAUGUUUGAUUUUUGCAUGCCAUCAUUGUGUAACAGAUUACCCUAACAACUGGUCAGAAUAUGGACAUUACGGCUGGGUACUGUUUUGAUACCAGUUCUGGUACUAUAAUUACACCACCAGCUAUAAAAGAUAUGUUGCGCUACCUUUCUUUAAGGGGUUAGCUAUAUAUAUUCUGCGAAAUACUUAGUUAAUAAUAUUAUUUGCUUUUUGCUUUAUCUCCAUCAUUGGUGCUAGGCACUCAUUGCCGUAGUUUUCCUUUAGUGCACCUCUCUGAGAUCACCUGUCAUACAUACAGUAUGACUCAUACUUCUUUAUCAAAGCAAAUGCAAAAGCUUUCAUUAUGGUUGUGGUCUGUUGUGCUUGUAAUCACAUCAUUCUGCAAUAUAGUGUUGCACGGUAGUAAGGUCUGCAUAUGUUGUGGACCAUGUCCCACAGCCUCCAUGUGGUAAUGCAAGUAGGACUUCUAACCUAUGAGAAACCAAAUGUAGGUGUCUGUCCCUUGUCAUCCAGGUCAUGUCUGUUUUUUUUUUUUUUUUUUUUUUUUUUUUUAACUUUUUGCACACUUAUUAGAUUGAGUGCUAAAUUAAGUUUAUGACUUAAAAUAUAAAUUUAUAUAAUGUUGUGAAUAUAAAAAAUAUAUAUGUUAGGCAUUUCGGUAAAUUUUGUAGCAGGUAUACAAAUGGGUAUACAUGUUAUAAGUGCACAAAACAGACAAGACCAUUGCUCUGUGGGGUUUAGAUUUAAAGCAUAGCAUUUGCACACUAUCUCAUGUGAGGUGGCGAUACUAAAACUGUGUCUUCAUGUACAUUCACUCUGUUACUAAGGCAAGUGGACAUGUGGUGGUUGUAAAUAUGAUAAAGUUGCUCAUGAGAUUGAUGCGUCAUAGCACUUACAAAAAACAGAUGUUUUGACUGUGGUAUCUUUAAUGAGGUGAUCAUAAUAUUUAGUUCUGUGAAGUCAGACAUCUUUGUAAUUAAGUGUGCACAAUUUGGUCUGUUGUUAGUGUCUCUUUGUAAUUUUAUCACUGUGCAAACACAAGCAAAAUAGAGAUACCACAAAAACAUUUUUAAAAUGAUGUUUUGUAGGGGAAUAACUGGCAUCACAUUUAAAAUGUGUGUCAUGAACAAUCUUUUUAAUUAAGUCUUUGUCCAACUAAUUCCAACAUAAUGUUUGAACAACCAUUGUCACGAUGCAUUUGCUGUUGUAUAUUAAAAGAAUUACACACAGCUACAGAAAAUAUAAUGUUGAAAGAAAAAUGUAAAAUUACAAACAGAUUGUUGUAAAAGUUUGGUCUAUACAAGAUAUACUAAUAAACAAGAACCAACGUACUAGCCAUUGAGCUAUCCUGCUAACUUUUAAACAUCCCAAAUUUCAUGUUUCUUGACUUAGAACAAAUGAAACAAAUGAUUGCCAUUUAGAUUUUGCUUGCUGACCAGUAUGCUCUCUUCCGACUAAGGAGGUUUAAAAUGAAUAACAACCAGAGAAAUUCUUAAAGGUUUCUUCAAAAUGUAUGCUAGAUACCACAGAUUUGUGACAUGGAAGAUUAAAUCAGUUGAACAGGUGGAUAGUGUAGCAACAACAGCUGUAAAUCUUUUUUGGAUUCCGAGAAGAAGACUCAGUCAGAUGCCUUUACAGAAGACAUUUCUAGGUCUAUUCACUUAUGCUCAUUAGAUUUAUUGUAAGGCUUGAUAUGGCAGGAAUGACUGAAUGAGCUCUACAGUGUAUGUGUAAAAAAACAGAUAAUCUUGUUUGUCUGUGGUCCAUUGAUGUGGUGAUAGUUUCAAUGGUAAUAAUGCCACAUUUAGCUCAGAUAUUGGGAAUGCAUUUGUUUAUUCUGAUAUAGUUCCACAGAAAUUCUGUUCGUAUUGGCUGAUUAUGCAGAAUAUGAUUUAUAUCUUAUCGCAGCGCUCAGUGACAAUGCAGGAAAUAGCCAGCUAUUCAGGCAGAGAGGCAAAUGGAAAGGUUGUGAGGAAGUGGUGGUGGAUGGGCUUUAAAUGUGUGAUUUGGGAACUCAAACCCAGGGUUUACAACCUCAUAUCAGUAUUCUGUAUUUACAUUUUUUGUAUUAUUUAACGAUGAUGACAAUCAUCCCCAAACUUGAAGCAACUCAACUUGUCUAACCUAGUCGUAUUGAAAUUGCUUGGAACAUACAUGGUAGAAAUGUUUCAUUAAAAAAACUGCUUGCCCCAAGACAUUUGCACUUUUGCAGUUUCAACCAUUUAGCCGGCAGAAAACAGUCAUGUUUAGGUACAAGAUCAAACACCAUUAAGUGAAGCGACUAAUUAGGCAUAGAGAUUUUCAGAUAUUGAAUAUGUUAAAUUGUUGGCUUCAAUCUGUUUAAGUGACAGCAUUCUGUCAUUCAGACAUGGGUCAUUUUUACAUUAAUGUUUCUCAUGGCUUCAUUCAGACAUAUCACUGACACUGAGAGCCAUAGUAUAUACACAGUAUUUGCCAAAUACAAAGCGACAUAUAGUGCAGGAGAUUGUGCUGCCAUUACACAUAACAACGUAUAACAUGUUGUUGUAAUCUUGUGUGUGCAUAUUUGUUAAUGCAACUGCAUGCAGUUCAGACGUACAGAAAAUAAUAACAUCAGUAUUAAAAGGUCUGACCUUGUAUGACUCUCCCUGAGACUUUAACAGGAAAGUGACCAGGGUGCUUAUUCAAACAUGAAGUCAACAUGCUAAGAUGAUGUCAGUUCAAAGGAAAUGAGAGCAUGUUGGAAAGGGGCUAAUGUAGAGUAUUAAAGCUGUAGGUAGGUUUGGUGUGGUAUGUGAUCAGGUAUUACGCUGGGGAUUAGUAAGUAUAGGAAUGGUGUCUUGGGUUUGACGUGGGUAUAAGUCAAGAAGAGCAGGAUGGUUUGUCAGAAGAAAUGCACAUUUACAGUGUUUGGGUGCCAUUCAUUGGCUUGGCAAUUGUUCUCAACUUUCUUCCAUGCCACAACAUGAUGGGAUCUAGCAGUGAUGUUUUUAAAACUAUUUUGGGAGAUAUAUUUUUCUUUUCAUCCAGAGUAAAAUGAAAAGAUCCUGAUCACCUUUUUUAAACAUCUGAAAUCCAGGGACUUUGAGCUGUGCAUAUGAUCAAAUACCUCUAAUUGUCUCUGCAUCGUGUUUAACAUAGUAUCUGUUCAAAUUUUUCUGUAACGAACUUUAAUUUUUUUUCCCAUUGUGGCUGUAUGGACUUGUCUUUUUCAUUUGAUCUAAAGAACUUAGCUGUCCUUAGUUAAUAGCCUAUUGCUGUGAGAAAAUACUGUUACUGUAAAUGUUUAUUUACUGUAGUGAUUAUGCUAUAACAUUCAGGUUGUUGUCCUCAAUCAGAAAUAGCUUGUGUUUCCUUUUAGGAGUCAUAUUUGGAGAAAACUGGUUUCAGACAUUUUUGCUGGUGUACAACCUGACUUUACCUACUUCAGAACAGUACUGUUCAUGUAUGCACUUUCAGAUCCUAAAUAAAAUUGAGAUUAUGGUUUAA